CUCGACCAAUCAACUGGGGCAAGAGGCGGGACCGGUUCGCCAUCAGGCUUGGGUGGUGUGCGGAGGCACCUCGGGAUUGUCUCAGUAGGUUUAAAGUGCACAACAGUAUGGUGAUUGCAGGCCAUGGAAUCCAUACGUGUGACAGCUAGAGAUCUUUGCGAAUAUGAUGAUCUUGCCACAAGCCUGGUUUUGGAUCCUUACCUGGGCUUUCAAACCCACAAAAUGAACAUCAGCAAUCGACCUGUUGUGAGGAGACACCAAUAUCUCAGGGACAUUCUCCAAAAGUUUCUUAAGUCACGAGAUUUGGAGACAGUGUAUCGGGCCUUGACAUUGGGAGACUGGGCUUGGCAUUAUUUCUUGCACAAAACUCCUCUCGAAGAAGAAAUAUUUAAAGCUCAGGUAUUCCGUUACCUUCGAAUGUUCCUACCUGAAAGUGGCUUUGAAAUUCUACCUUGUAAUCGAUACUCCUCAGAAUCCAAUGGUGCGAAGAUUGUGUCUUUAAGAAAGUGGCAGGAAAACGAUAAGAUUGAGCUGUUAGUCGGCUGCUUGGCGGAACUUUCUGAGAAGGAGGAAUCUCUGCUGCGACCAGGGGAGAAUGACUUCAGUGUGAUGUACUCGACCCGGAAAAAAUGUGCUCAGCUCUGGCUAGGGCCUGCUUCGUUCAUUAAUCACGACUGCAGACCGAACUGUAAGUUUGUUCCGACUGAAGGUGACCGUGCGUGCGUAAAAGUUCUUCGAGACAUUGAACCUGGAGAUGAGAUCACCUGUUACUACGGUGACAGUUUCUUUGGUGAAAACAAUGAGCUGUGCGAAUGCCACACUUGUGAAAGGCGAGGAGAAGGAGCUUUCAAGAUGAAGAAGCGUGCCAUUGAGGUGGGCGCAUUGUGCAAGUAUGGACUGAGAGAGACUGACAGUCGCCUGAGUCGUAUGAAACAGAAAGGCAAAGGACGUCGGCCCAAGGGAGCGCGUGUUGAUUUAUAUCAGAAAACAGUGGAAAGAGCCUUGUGGCAGACUUCAGCCAGAAGGCUGUCCUUAAGUUCAAGGAGGGGCAAACGUGGAAAAUGGAAAAGGCGAACUCCAAGUAGAGUUCACACAAAGUCGCCACCUGUGCUUCAGUCAACACCGUUACAGCUGCAGAAUGCUCAGCCUGAUGAAGUGAUAGACGUGGCAACCGAUGCAGGCUCAGUGACUCAUUUGCAGAAUGGGAGCCAGACAGCUGAUCAGGGAGGGGAGACUCCUUCGCAGAAAGGUGAGGCAGAAAGCCCUCACUGUGGAUUUGGCCAUUCCUCAACAUUACAGCUUCAGCCCAGUGCUGGGCAAACUGACCCUGAAACACCUGUAACAUUCCAGAUGCCAGAAGGUGUCUUCCUGAAGGACCUGCGAGUGGAUUUACAUGAUUGCACGAAUCUGGUUGGACCAUUGAUCAAUGUAGAUGAAGCAGCUACGAGAAAAAACGAGAUGUAUGUGUGGGACAAGCCAGAGGUAAACCCAGGUCCAGAUACUCACCAGUGUCCGGAAGACGUGUCCAAACAGAAAAUCCCAGCCAGCACCAAUACAGUCCUAGCACCUAAGCUUGUUUGGAAAGAUUGUAAUACACAUCAUUUACCUGAAGUCACCCUUGCUUCAUUGGACCAAGCACCAACAAAACCUCAGAGCACAAAAGAAGCCAUUUCUACAGGCUCAACAGCUCAUCAUUUACAGACUGCCAGCGAGAAGGAGUCUGCUGGCACACUGAGCAGGAAACGGAAGAGGAGGAGGAGGAGGAAAAGGGCAUUGAGAGGGAGAACUAGUCAAAAGAGAAAGAGCUCACAAAGCCCAGAGAUACCACCAAGAAGAGCAUUUGGUUUGACCCACUUCGUGAAAAUCGAUUUGAGCAAAGAUGCCGUCCUUGUGACCAGUGUCAAAAAUGAAGCACAGAGCUCAGUACAAGGCAGUGCAAACUCUCAGCAAAAGUGCAGUCAAAGUCCACACAUUUCAGUGGACGGGAACUGUCAAGCUGCACGCUUAUCGGAAAUUCGAGAUGUCCGUGUCGUUCUGGAAGAUAUUUCGAAGAUCUGUGAGUGUGCCACUCGCACGUGGUAUGUUCAAAGAAGGCUGUCUGCAAACCUGAGCAUGGGUGAAGAGGGAGAAAGCCAGUUGCUGGAUUCCAAACUGGGAGCUGAGCCAAGAGCAGCUGGUGGAUUGUGGAGGACUUUGCCCUGUGCUGAGCUUCGCUCUUGUGCAAGCAGGCAAGCGAGGCAAAACAGGUGGCCAGCUCACAGGCAGAGGGCAGGUGGUCAACAGCCGCUGAAGCAAAGCAUCAAAAGGAAGGCGCCCGAUGGUGAGAGAACAGAAACUGUGAACGGACUGGGCUCAGCAGCCAGUAACAAUCCACCACGUGACGCAACCCAGCGCAAACGCUCCAAGCAUUUCCCAAGCUGUGCACAGGAGAUGAGGGUCUGUAAUGGAGAGGUGACGGGGCUGGGACCAUCACAGAGUACAGUGUGUGCUGAAGGCAUGCUGGCUCGUGAUUGUUUUGUAUUCUCGGUGGAAGAUGACAAAAGACCCGCAGCUUUCACCCCGUUUGCUAGAUCCAAGCGCCUGCGUCUGGUUGUCAGUCAUGGUUCCAUUGACUUUGACAUCUCCUCUUUGACAAGUGAGGACUCUGUCUGAGUGUUACGUUGGGAUCAGAAAUGAUUCCACACCACCCUCCUUACGCCCUCAUCCACCUCCCCUAGCCCCCAUUCCCCAUAACGAAAUAUCUACAAAAAGGAGAGAAAGAAAUUCAAUUUCUAAUGCUGCCCACACAUACAGAGAAGUAAUGUUGAAAUUCCUUCCUCCUGCGUUCUGUUAUUGGUUAGCUCUCUGGUUUGAACUGUAACAAUUUGUCCAGUUUGCACAAUGAUCUUGAGAUGGUGGGGCUCUACUUAACAUUGACUUUGCACUCCCAAGCACGGGAUUCAGCCAAACCCAACUGGAAGCCCCAAGAGAUUCUCAUAUCUGGGGGCAUCACUUGUUCUCAACCAGGGCAGGAGUGAUUAGAAGUGUUGUUGGCUGCAUUGUAAUUUGGGUGGCGGAGAGGGGGGAGGAAAUCAGCUAAUAUCUACUGAGAACAGCAUCAUCUGGCGUGCUGUUUGGACAAAUAGCUAGCUUGACCAUUCAGUAUCUGGAUUAAUGGGGGCACUUGACUGAGGUACCAGAGAGCUGCCGCUGCCCUGAAGCUGCAAGAGUUGUGAGAGGACAGGAGAGUCGGGGAGAAACAGAUCUAUAUCUCUGUGCAAACUAUGAAGUGGCUGUGUCUGUCCUGCUGGUCAGUUUAGGCAGUGGGUUCCUGACUUAAGUAGUUCGCGAACUGGCAAGUAACACAGCAUGUAAAGAACAAUUCACAAAAGUGAGAUUGGUUUGAACUUUCCUUUGAGUGCUCCUUAAGUAGAAUUUGAAGUACUCUCUCAUUUUCUCAACUCAGUCCCAGGGACAAUUCUUAAAGCUUCGUAUAACCUCAGGAUAACAACUUUUGGUGCUUAUUGGUCAGCUGAUAUGCUUGAUAUCCUUCCUCAUGAGAAAAGUAAAAAAUUUUUUUAAAGCCAAGGUUUUUCUCCUUUUUUUGUGUCUGUGAAGUCUACAAGCAGUUUUAUGGGUUUUCUCUUUUUCUCGUGGUUCCAACAAGAUCUGAAAAUUUCACAUGUGUCCAAGGGUCAAUGAUGUCAUUCAGAUUCCUGGGAUCAUGCAACAACCAGACAGACCUUCCUGCUCUUUCCCCCAUGCUGAUUUUUUUUUGUUUGAAACAGUUAGCCCAUUUAGUCAUAUAUCUCCAUAGGUUUGCAGUGUUUCUUUUUCAUAUACGUUUACAGUGAACUUUUCAAAGUUGUGAAUGAAUAUGCUUCCGCAUUCCCCUUCAGAUGGUGUACACAACAAUUUACUGCGUUUAACAUAAGGUUAAGGUAACUCCCUCCUUACCCAGCUCUAUUUGUCAUGUAUCAUAGUGUGGUUUCAAUAAAAUGUAAUUGCAAAUGUGUUGCAGAAAACACUCAGUAGUGCAGUUAUAGGUUUGGAUCUUUACAGUAGGACACAGAUAGUUAGAAAUGUCUGUUGUUCUUGGUGUUUUGAUGCAGUGAGUUUAAGAAUAUCCCAUAAAAUGCAACAUCAAUAUGUUUUCUUCAUAACAUCUUGGCACUGUGUAGUAAAUAGACCCAUGUCAACACUGGUUGUCGACCUUGGAAUACAGGGUGAGAAUACGAUAUGCAUAUGUUACCUAUAGCAGUGUAUACGAAUAUGUGUCUGUUCACUUUUGUCAGUGUGCUCCCUCUGCUGGCCUGAGCUGGGUGUUUAAAAAAAAUUCAGACUUGUCAGUACAGUUAGUCAGUAGCAAUUAAAUAAGCAUGCUUAAUCACUGUUAUUUUGACCUUGCAGUUCAGGUGAAGAGAGUCCCAUUAAAAACAGUCAAGGAAUCGAGGUGAAAGGAUCAAGCUAUAUGUGUUAAGCCAUGCAUUUUUAGGCUACCUACCUGCUCUCAAAACAUCUGCCUAUGUAACUAAUGACUAGGACAAGCGAUUUGGUGAAGCAAUAAAAUGAGAACUAGGAGUGUUCAGCCCUUGGAAUUUGCUCCUCUAUUCAGUAAUAUCAUAGCUCUACCUCAAAAUCCAUCUUCCACAUUUUCCACGUCUUGUUUGAUUCCUUUAGUAAGUAACAAUUGAUUGGUCUCAGUUGUGAAUAUACUUUGUUUGAGUUUACAGUGCGGUCUAGGUUACUUCAGAUCCUUUUGAACAAAUCUCUCCUUGUCUCAGUCUUAUCCUGAGAUCAUGAUACGUAAUUCUAUCCAUUACCUUUCUCAAAUUAUUCUUCAUCACUUAGUUUCCACACAGCAAU
This is a messenger RNA of Stegostoma tigrinum, 4845 nucleotides long. RefSeq lists its product as uncharacterized. The record is from RefSeq and is a predicted model, not a curated record. Gene Ontology annotation, cellular component: nucleus. The transcript is spliced from 9 exons. Lineage: Eukaryota; Metazoa; Chordata; Chondrichthyes; Orectolobiformes; Stegostomatidae. Gene Ontology annotation, molecular function: histone H4K20 methyltransferase activity; protein binding. Bases 124 to 2652 code for a protein of 842 amino acids.